GCCCCUGGCCGGCCAGUGUUUUCUUCUUCUUCUGACUUCCCCUCUGUGGCAGGGGCGACAAAUGUUAGAGAAACAAAAGUCCAGAUGCUAAGGUUGGCACUUUCACUUCCUCUUGCCCCUUAGCCCAGAACUACUUUAAAAGCAGUCAUUGCUGUGGGGCAUCGACUCAGCAGGAGAGAAGCUAUCAGUACCUCCGAGAGUCUGCCCAGUCGGGAGUGUCCAGGGCAUCAUGUUUUCACACGGCCACUGCUGUUCACAGAAAAUGCCAGGAUGAUGCCUCGCCUGCGCCUGGCUGGGACUCUGGUCCCAGCCAUGGCCUUCCUUUCCUACUUGAGACCAGAAAUCUGGGAGCCCUGUGUGGAGGUCGUUCCCAAUAUUACUUACCAGUGCAUGGAGAAGAAUCUCUACAAAAUCCCUGACAACAUUCCCUUCUCAACCAAGAACCUGGAUCUGAGUUUUAACCUCCUGGAGCAUUUAGGCAGCCAUAGCUUCUUGCAUGUCUCAGAACUGCACUUUCUGGAUUUAUCCAGGUAAUGAAUCAGCUUUUGAAUUCUCCAGAAGGUGUAAAAUUCAUACAAUUGAAGAUGAUGCAUACCAAGGCCUAAAGAAUCUCUCUACCUUGAUAUUGACAGGAAACCCUAUCCAAAGCUUAUCCCCACAAGCUUUUUCUGGACUAUCAAAUUUGCAGAAACUAGUGGCUGUGGAGACACACCUGACCUCUCUAGGGGACUUCCCUAUUGGACAUCUCAAAACCUUGAAGGAGCUUAAUGUGGCCCAUAAUCUUAUCCAUUCCUUCAGUAUUCCUGACUAUUUUUCUAACCUGUCUAGCCUUGAGCACCUGGACCUUUCAAAUAACAAGAUUCAAAGUAUUUAUCAUAAAGACUUGCGUGUUCUACAUCAAAUGCCCCUAGGCACACUCUCUUUAGACCUGUCUUUGAACCCUAUAGAUUUUAUCCAACCCGGUGCCUUUGAAGCAAUUAGACUCCACGAACUGAUUUUGAAAAGUAAUUUUAAAAGUACAAAUAUAAUGAAGAUCUGUAUUCAAGGGCUGAGUGGUUUAGAAGUUCACCGGUUGGUUUUGGGAGAAUUUAAAAAUGAAAGAAACAUGAAAAAUUUUGAUAAAUCUGCCCUGGAGGGACUUUGCAAUUUGGCUAUUGAAGAAUUCCGAUUAGCAUACAUAGAUGACCUCGAAGGCAAUAUUACUGACUUAUUUGAUUGUUUGGAAAAUGUUUCUGUAAUGGCUCUGGUGCAUAUGUAUAUAGACAACCAAGAAAUUUUUCCUAAAGAUUUCAGCUGGAAAUCAUUAGAAUUUAUUAACUGUGAAUUUAGUGAAAAUAUUUUCUUCUUGAAGCUCUCAUCUCUCAGAAGACUUAUUUUCACUGCCAACAAAGGUGUGAGGACUUUUCCAGAACUUAACACACCAAGCCUUGAGUUUCUAGAUAUCAGCAAUAAUGGUUUGAGUCUCCAAAGCUGCUGUUCUGUGAAUAGUUUGAGACUGACCCAACUCAAGCAUUUAAAUCUGAGCUUCAAUGGUGUUAUUACCAUGACAUCAAACUUUGUGGGCUUAGAACAACUGGAACAUCUGUAUUUCCAACAUUCCAAUUUGAGAAACAUCAAUGAAUUUUCAAUAUUCUUAUCACUCAACAACCUCCUUUACCUUGACAUUUCCUAUACUCACAUCCGAGUUGCCUUCCGUGGCAUCUUUGAUGGUUUAUACAGUCUCCGAGUCUUAAAAAUGGCUGGAAAUGCUUUCCAGGACAACAGGCUUCUGAAUAUCUUCACAGAGAUGACUAGCUUGACCACCCUGGACCUUUCUUCAUGUCAACUAGAACAGGUGUACCAGGGAGCAUUUGAGUCACUCCCCAGACUGGAGUCACUAAAUAUGAGUCACAACAACCUGUUGGUAUUGGAUACACUCACUUAUAAAUGUCUCUACUCCCUCCAGGUUCUGGAUUUAAGUUUCAAUCACAUAGGAAAUAUUACAGAGCCAGGGCAGCAGCAUUUUCCAAGUAAUCUAACUUUAUUACAUCUUACUAAGAAUGCCUUUGUUUGUGAUUGUGAACAUCAGAUUUUCAUGCAGUGGAUCAAAGACCAGAGGAGGCUGUUGGUGGAAGUUGAACAAAUGGUGUGCAUCACACCUCCAAAUAUGCCUGUGCUGAGUUUUACAAAUGCCACCUGUCAGAUAAGCAAGACCAUCAUUAGCGUGUCAGUAUUCAGUGUGCUUGUGGUAUCUUUUGCUGUAGUUCUGGUUUAUAAGUUCUAUUUUCCUUUGAUGCUUCUAGUUGGCCGAAGAAAGUAUGGUAGGGGUGAAAGCGUCUAUGAUGCCUUUGUUAUCUACUCAAGCCAGGAUGAGGACUGGGUGAGAAAUGAGUUAGUAAAGAACUUAGAAGAAGGAGUGCCUCCCUUUCGGCUCUGCCUUCACUAUAGAGACUUUAUUCCUGGUGUGGCCAUCGCUGCCAACAUCAUCCAGGAAGGUUUCCACAAGAGCCGGAAGGUUAUUGUUGUAGUGUCCCAGCACUUCAUCCAGAGCCGCUGGUGUAUCUUUGAAUAUGAGAUUGCUCAGACCUGGCAGUUUUUGAGCAGCCAUGCGGGUAUCAUUUUCAUUGUCCUGCAAAAGGUGGAGAAGUCCCUACUCCGGCAGCGGGUGGAGCUGUAUCGCCUUCUCAGCAGGAACACUUACUUGGAGUGGGAAGAUACUGUCCUGGGGCGGCAUAUCUUCUGGAGACGGCUCAGAAAAGCCCUACUGGAUGGAAAAACACUGAGUCCAGAGGGAAUGGCAAGGGCAGAAAACAACCAACAAGAAGCAAUGACUUUGAUCUGAGGAGGAAAAUACUCCUGAGGGGCUUCCUGCCCGGCUGAACCCAAGACUUUUUCAAUUAACAAGUAUCAAAUGCUGCAAAAUGCCAGGCAUUAUGCUAAAGGCAAGUGAUUCAAUAGUGAACAAAAUACAUAGGAUUGCGAGUCUCAUGAACUUUACAAGGCUGAGGGAAUAAAAACUGUGUUAAAAUUCAGAAAGUCAAUUCAAUUUUUACCCCAUCAAGUUGAAUUAGAACAAAAAGAAUGAACCUCAAUAGGGAUAGAAAGGGACAUUGUCCUCCUCAAUCUUUCAGGUGGUAAUUACGUUAUUACAUUUAAGCCAUUUUAAAAACAGUUGUGGUUGUUUCAACUGAACUUGGUAUUUACUCACUUUUCCCUUUUUUAUACUGAAUACAAUUUAGAUUCCACUUGAUGACUCAGAAAGUUUUGGAUUCAGAAUUCCCUUUGUAUUUUAAAUUAAUUUCCUUACAAAGGCUAUAGUCUUGUAACUAAUUCCUGAGGAAAUCUGAGUAAUACAAGCUGGUUGUUCCUUAGCAAGUUCUAUUUAUUAACUAAGAAUUCUUGACAUAUGUCUAAUAAAUAUCAGUUUUAAUUUUUUAUAUCUUAUUUGUAAUCCCACAUCAUAAAUAAGUUUAUUAGAAACAUACUGGAAAUAUCCAUAUUCAACCACUAUUUUUCAAGGAAAUACUAAAAAUAACUGUCACUUUGUAACUUGAUAUCAUUUUAAAGUUCUCACCUACUAAGUUAUGAUUAUCAUGGAGGCAAUAUUAAAGGAAUGUGUUUGAAAGAGGCAUCUUAUUAAUAAGGGAGGGGAUAUAGUCCAACUUCCUGAUCUCACAGAGAGCAAUUUGCUCUAGAUGUAGAUAUGACUUUAGGUCACCUCUUCCUGCUGAUUCCAAACACAUUUGAGCUGAUACUGUGGCAGUGACCCCUGAAAUGAGUUUCAGCAGAAAUUUCUUCUUAGACCAGGUGGUGUUUCAUGGGUCUCUCCCUUGACCUUCCCCAUUGGUGGGAGAUCUGCUUAUGAAAUGAUUCAAGGUGGGGAGUACACACUGCUGUUUCCUGUUGGACAUCCGCCUCUGACCACAUUUAAGAAAGAAAGGAUUUCACUGAGCAAACAAUGUAGACACAGUUGAUCACACUCCUGUUUAGGUAAGCUCCCAGAAAACUCCAUUCAUUCAGCUUCAUCAAAACAGUAUAUUCAAAGAAAGCAAAGAACAUAUCAUUAGGGAAGUUUUAUAUCAAAACCACAAGGAGAUGUUCCCUCAUACCAGUUAGAAAAGCUAUUAAUUUAAGAAAAAAAAAAAAAGGCUGUCAAAGAUGUGAAGAAUUUGACACCCUUCUACAGCCAUUAUGUAAAUAGAUAUGGGGGACUCUCAAAAAUUAAAAAUAGAACCAUCAUAUAAUCCAGCAAUCCCACUUCGAGGUACAUGUCCAUAUUUCCAUGUUCAUUGCAGUAAUGUUCACAACAGCAAAGUUAGGGAAAGAACCUAAAUGUCUAUAAGAAGAUAAAUGGGUAAAGAAAACAUAAUCUAUAUGUGUAUAUUAGAAUAUUAUUCAGGCUUUAAAAUGAAGGAAAUUCCACCAUUUGUGAAAGUGAUAUCCAUUAUGUUAAAUAAGAUAUGCUGGUCAUAGAAAGACUAAUACUGUCUGCUUCCACAGGAAAUUCUAGAAUAGCCAAACUUAUACAAGCAGAGAAUGUAGCUGUGGUUCCUAGGGGCCAGAAGUGGGGGAAACGGAGAAAUAGGCAAUCGUUAAUUUUUUAUGAAGUUGAAGCUGUGAAAGAUGAAUCGGUCCUCAAGAUCUGUUGUUUAUCAUAAAGCUUAAAAAGAAUAAUACUGUCUUAUUCGCCUAAAACUUUGUUAAGAGUGUAAAUCUCAUGUUAACUGUACUUAACACACAUACAUAUAUAUACAAGGGACUCAAGCAAACUUUUGGGAUGAUAGGUAUAUCUAUUGCCUUCAUUGUGGGUAAUAGUUUCAGAGGUAUAUGAAUAUGCCCAAACUUAUCAAUUGGAUACAUUAAAUACAUUUAUGUCAAGUUUUAUUGUAUAUCAAUUAUAAAACAAUGAACUUGUAAAAAGGAAAAGAGAAGAAAAUCCAGGUGUCAAAACUGGAAAUACAACUACGUGCAGGACUGCAUUUGUGUAUUAUUUGCUUUGAGCAUUUUUAGGGUAGCUGUACAUACCUGCAUGUGUGUAUAUGUCUCAUCUAUACACUACAUGCUAGUGGAAAUGGAAGAAGUAUUUGCACAUGCCCAUGUGUUCAUGUAGCUGUUAGUGUAUAUGCAAAUUUGCAUCUGCAAUCAUAGGUAUGUGGGAAAGACUAUAAUUAUAUUCCCUGGAGAAUAUGUGAAUUUAAGGUGGACAUCUAUGGCUGCUUGAAACAUGUUUUCCACUCUUCUGUUUGUGCAUGUUUGUUUAUCUACAAAUGUCUAUGUAAGUUUCAGAGAAUGCUGGAGAUCAUGUGAUUUUGUGUAUGCACAUGCCAUAUGUGAAUGUACUUGUAUUCAUGAUGUAAUAUACACUCUAUGUAUGUGUUUUAGUUAAAGCAACUAUACAAGGAUCCUCAACAGAAUAACAAAUUCAACUAGAAUUUUGCCUAUAUAAAGUAAGCUGACAUUGGUCUCCUUCUCAUCAGUGGCCUCCCAGAUAAGAAUUCUGGAAAUCUUAGAUUAAGUGAAUACGAAGGGAAAACAAUGCUGCAAAUAGAAAUAGAAGGGGAAGAAAGAAAAAUCAGGCUAGGAUGGGGUCUUUGCAAUCAUUUAAACCCUGUGAGUGAAAGAGGGAGAACUCAUAGAAUAUAGAGAAAGUGAUAUUAAUUAGAACACAUUAUUCCUGUGAUAACCCAAAUCCUGGGACGUAUUUACACCGUUAUAACCAUGGAUGAAUUAGCAGAUAAAGAAUUACUUUCCCCAUUGUACUGAUGUUAAACCUGAGAUUCAAUGAAACUCAUUUAUUGCCAAUAGACCACAGAGUAAGCAAGUGGCAAGUGUUGAACCUGGGCCUCCAGCCUAUUCAGGGAAGCUCAUUUUCUACUACACUCCAUUGCUUCAUGCUUAAAUUUGGCAAAAUGAGAAGUGAAACCUCUGUGGUUCUCUUUGUGGCUGGCACUAGUCAAGGGCUCUUCAACUGAAACCAUGAAUCAUCAAGCAAAUGCAAAUGCAAAUGUAUAUAUCUAUAUAUUAUAUAUGCUGAAUGAUUCAUUUAUAACACAUCUCUUACCAUAAAAGACUUAUGGGAACUUUAAACAAAGCAUACAUAGACAACAGGGUUAAUCAAUUAGCAGUAGAAAGUCUGGACAAUUAACCAAAAAGAGGAAAGAAAGGUACUGGAAGUAAGCUUGAGCAUAAUCUUUUUCCGCUAGCUCCAUGAUGAGUAGUGCGGUAUCUUGGGAAAGCCAAAAACUAAGAUUUGUUGUUUACCAGCUGCAUGCCUUGAGCUUUGCUUAUUUGAGAGUGUAAAACAGUAAUAGGAAUGUUGUUUAAAAUAAUAUGCAUUCAACACAAAGGUGUGAGUACUCUUUUGGGGCUUUAGGAAAGGGAUACAACGGGGAGUAUUGCAUGAUCUACAAAGCAGCAUCAUGGUAAUUGCUGUUUUCCCCAAUAUAUGGGACCACAAAAGAUACUAUAAUUGUAAUUAGAUAGUUUCUUUCUGACUCAACCUUUACCCCUGGCAUUGUCAGACCAAAAAUCUCUUCUAGACUCUGUUGCCAUUCUAGAAACCAACAGUAGAGUUUUGUGUGAUAACCUGAGAAUUCUGGGAGGGGUGGGAGCACAUCUGCUUUUAUCCUACACCUCUCUAGCACUGAGCAUGAUGACUGGCAAAGAAUCCACAGGCAACGUUGUUUUUGGAAGAAUUGCUGAAUGAGCAAAGCAUUGUCUCUAUUGGUGAUGUUGUCCUUUGUGCUUCCCAGUUAAGGACCCCAUUCUCAGGCCACUCUAGAUUGCCAGCGCUGUCUCCUACUGUUGCUGUUGUCUGUUUCAAUAUUCUCAGCCACUUUCCUAAUAAUGCUUCCCCUCACUGGCUAUUAAGGUCUUAUUUUACUGCCUUACAUAUGAUUUCUAAUUUAAAUUCUCAGACUAUCCCUACACAUUAGGAAACCAAGGCUGUAAGAAUUUCAGUAACCUAUCCCAAAUCAAUCAAAUGGUAAAUAGCCACCUAUAUGAGAUGAUUUCUCUAAUGCCUUCCUCUUAUUUCAUAUGUGAUGUAAGUGCUGCUGCUCUUUAUUUUUGUCUUCUCAUUGCUAUGGCCAGGGCUCAGAACUAGAAGCCAGAUAUAAAGACUGAAGCAAGGAUGACUGUUGGGAGGUGGCAGCUAAGAUGUUGUUUAAGAUGUUAUUCUAGCAGCUAAGAUGUUGUUUAAGACCCCCGUGGUCCAUGUUGGAAUACCUGGCUUUGAUCCCUGGUUCCAGCUUCCUGCUAAUGCUGGCCCUAGGAGACACUGGUGAUGGCCCAAGCGAUUAGAUUUCUUUCACCCACAUAGGACAUCAGGGUUGAAUCCUUGGCUUCAAGUUUCAGUUUUGCCCAGUCUUCGACAUUGUGGAAAUUUGGGAAGUGAAUCAGUAGAUGGGGAUUUUCUCUCUCUCUAUCUCUGUGUGUGUGUGUGUGUCUCUGUCUCUCUCCAUCUUCCUCAGGAAAGAGGAA
Oryctolagus cuniculus (rabbit) is the source of this 7461-nucleotide messenger RNA. RefSeq names its product toll like receptor 4 (gene TLR4). The record is from RefSeq and is a predicted model, not a curated record. NCBI's taxonomy places the organism in Eukaryota, Metazoa, Chordata, Mammalia, Lagomorpha, Leporidae. Gene Ontology annotation, molecular function: lipopolysaccharide immune receptor activity; lipopolysaccharide binding; protein binding. Gene Ontology annotation, biological process: immune response; toll-like receptor 4 signaling pathway; MyD88-dependent toll-like receptor signaling pathway. Gene Ontology annotation, cellular component: plasma membrane; lipopolysaccharide receptor complex.